AUGGCACCCCCCUCCGCGGCGCAAAUAACCCGCCUCUUCGCGCCGCUGGCCACCCAAGGCCGCCAGCCCGAGACGCUCGCCCUGCUCGCCGACGACGUCGACUGGACCAUUCCGGGCCACUCGCCCAUGUCGCGUCGCUACACGUCCAAGCAGGACUUCAUGGACAACACGCUGACGGUGCUGCGCGAGCGUGUCCUGACCGAACCUCUGAGGCUCAAGGUCCGCCAUGUCGUUGUCUCGCCAACACCAACGGCGGCUGCUGGAGGAGGAGGGGCGGAAGGAGCAGAAGAGGGGAAAGACGAGGAGAUUGACGGCGAUGUCGUGGUCGAGUUGGAGGCGGUGGACGCGAAGUGCAAGAACGGUGCUCAAUCCAUCCUUGAUGUCUGUCCAUCUCGUUCAUACCUCCGCACGCGUUAA
Molecule: messenger RNA, 417 nt
Organism: Fonsecaea erecta
Lineage: Eukaryota; Fungi; Ascomycota; Eurotiomycetes; Chaetothyriales; Herpotrichiellaceae
Exons: 2
Coding region: 1-417 (138 amino acids)
Source: RefSeq, a predicted model, not a curated record